Molecule: messenger RNA, 1530 nt
Organism: Microthlaspi erraticum
Lineage: Eukaryota; Viridiplantae; Streptophyta; Magnoliopsida; Brassicales; Brassicaceae
Source: the annotation of a GenBank genome assembly
AUGGGGAAACUAGCCGUUGCAGCUAUCACGAGCUUGUGGGUGAUUCCCAUGUCGAUUAUCGUCAAUCACAUUGUCCCCGAACCCUACAUGGACGAGAUAUUCCAUGUGCCUCAAGCUCAGCAAUACUGCAAUGGGAAUUUAAGGAGCUGGGAUCCAAUGAUCACUACUCCACCUGGCUUGUACUAUCUUUCACUUGCACAUGUUGCUUCAUUGUUUCCAGGAAUGUUGUUGAUGAAUAAUACUACUCAGUCCUUUUCAGAAGCUUGUUCUACGUCUGUCCUGCGAUCUACGAACGCCGUUUUUGCAGUGUUGUGUGGGGUUUUGGUGUAUGAGAUAAUCAGAUUCUUGGGGCCAAAUCUCAGUGAUAGAAAAGCAACUUUGAUGGCGUUAGUCAUGUCGCUUUACCCUCUCCAUUGGUUCUUCACUUUCCUCUACUAUACAGAUGUUGCGUCUCUAACCGCAUUUCUUGCCAUGUACCUCGCUUGUUUGAAAAGAAGAUAUAUGCUCAGUGCAUUGUUUGGUAUGUUAGCAAUUUUUAUCCGGCAAACAAAUGUAGUCUGGAUGCUUUUCGUUGCUUGCUCAGGUGUUAUAGACUUCACUCUUGACUCGCCUAGGCAAAAAGAAAAACAAAAUGUGAAUCAAGAUUUGCAUCAGAACGUUGAUAGAAAAGGAGCAACUUUGAGAUCAAAUCUUAGAAAAAGGAAAUCUGAUAGCAGCUCGGAUACGAGAAACCGUUUUAACCAUGGUGAAAUGAUUUCUUCAACAGAGGAUGCUUCAGGCUUGGUCUACGAUAUAUAUGCUUUAAUCUCAACAUCUUGGAAGAUGAAGUGGAGCCUUUUGUUCAAGUUUAGCCCUUUUGUCUUCGCUGGGGCUGCAUUUGGUGUUUUUAUCCUCUGGAAUGGGGGCAUAGUCCUCGGUGCAAAAGAGGCUCAUGUAGUUUCACCGCAUUUUGCGCAGAUAAUGUAUUUUAGCCUCGUCUCUGCUCUUUUCACUGCUCCUCUACACUUCUCAGUAGAUCAUAUGAGAAGUCUGUUCCAAAAGCUCCAUAGAAAUUGGCCCUUAAGCCUUCUACUAGUUCUUGUGGCUCUGAUUGCCGGAUUCGCCUCUGUACACUUUUUCAGCUUGGCUCAUCCUUAUCUUCUGGCCGAUAAUCGCCAUUAUCCUUUCUAUCUAUGGAGGAAGGUUAUCAACGCUCAUUGGUUGAUGAAAUACAUGUUAGUCCCGGUUUACGUCUAUUCCUGGUUCUCAAUCCUAACUCUAUUAGCGAAAACUCGAAGGAAGAUAUGGGUGUUGGUCUAUUUCUUAGCUACAUGCGGUGUUCUUGUUCCUACGCCAUUGAUCGAGUUCAGAUAUUACACCAUUCCGUUUUAUAUCUUCAUGCUUCACUCAAGUGUCAGAAGCAGCGGUUGCGCCACUUGGCUUCUCAUUGGAACGAUAUUCGUCUGUAUUAAUGUGUUUACAAUGGCGAUGUUCUUGUUUAAACCGUUCAAGUGGAGCCAUGAGGAUGGUGUCCAAAGAUUUAUUUGGUAG